CCACGAUUAGCCCGAGCUGGUACUAGUGGCCACUGGCCAACCAACGUGCAUGCGUACUUGUCUCUCCAUUGUGAAGCGUGAACUCAUCAAAUCCUUUCUGGGAACGUCUGCAUUUGCAUUAUAAUACGACCUUCCUUGUUUCAAUUGUGGAUUUACUCUUGCACUUUGUUGUCGUUUGAAAUAUCAGCGCGUGUCAUAAGCUACCCAGAAGGGAAGGCUACAUUUUAUGCCAAGUGAAUCGCAUUCUGCGCGGUGUAUUUUUUUGUCAGGUCUAAAAUAUCCGAUCUCAAGCCGAUAACUUUCAUCAACAAACGAGUUGAGUUUAGGAGCACAUUAAUGCGUACAGUACACGGACCUACUUGCCAUAAGGACAUCUGUCAGAAUCCGAAUAAUGUUUUUGCAGUGAUUGUUUUGGUAUCAUUUACCACACUUCCACUGUUGCCAGUCUACCUAGCACGAGAGUAGCCAAAGUAACGCUUUUUAAAAACGAUUUAAUGAGUCCAGUUGUUUAGAGAAUUCUAGAGAAAUAUGGGAAGCACAGGGAAUGACUCCAAGAAGAGAGACGCGAAGACACCUAGAAAGAAGAGGACGCUUCGAUUGAACAUGCCCGACCUCGGCUCAUUUGCCAUGCCCUUCUUGGAGGGAGAUGCCGACCAUGUGGAUAAGGCCGACAUACAGAAGGAUGAUGGGAGUUGCCACUCAGCCAGCCCGACCAAAGGCUUCUUCGCGCGGGGGCCCUUCAGUCGGCCCUCCAGUCCCAAGUCGGCCCCUGCUAGGACCAAGAACAGCCCAGGCUCACCCAAAACCAUCUUUCCCUACCCUUCGUCCCACCAGGACUCCCCACCCAAGUCGCCUCGUCGCCUGAGCUUCAGCGGCAUCUUCCGCUCCUCCUCCAGAGACUCUAACUCCACCUCUCCCAUCAGCAUCAAGCUCUUCUCCAGGGCCAGGAAAGCCUCCGGGAUCUCCUCGCCUCCCUCAACUCCUCCGACACAGGCCGCCAAGCAGCCGCCGGCGUUCCCCCUCGAGGCCUAUCGGAGCGAGCCGGAGAGGCUGGAGGCACGGAUGCGCUCCUACUCAUCCCCGCCAGACACCGGGCAGCGCUUCAGUCUACGCUGCUCCAAACCACCCAUGACUCCCUCCACCCCCAUCGCUAACUCACGAUCACGACCAGUCCAGGGUUUAGCUGAAGGCAUGCUGGAGAAACUUGAUCUAGAAGAUGAAGCUUUUGAAGAAUCCGAAAGUGAUAUCUACAUGCGCUUUAUGAAGUCACACAAGUGCUACGACAUUGUUCCUACCAGCUCUAAGCUCGUGGUUUUUGACACUACUCUGCAGGUAAAAAAGGCCUUCUUCGCCUUGGUUGCCAACGGGGUGCGGGCAGCCCCACUAUGGGAGACAAAGAAGCAGAGCUUUGUCGGAAUGUUAACCAUCACAGACUUCAUCAACAUCCUCCACAGAUACUAUAAGUCUCCCAUGGUACAAAUCUACGAGCUGGAGGAACAUCAGAUUGAAACAUGGAGAGAGCUCUACCUACAAGAAACCUUUAAGCCAUUAGUGAACAUAUCACCUGAUGCGAGCAUAUUCGACGCGGUGUACUCGCUCAUCAAGAACAAGAUCCACCGGCUGCCCGUCAUCGACCCAGUCAGCGGCAACGCGCUUUAUAUCCUCACGCACAAGAGGAUCCUCAAGUUCCUCCAGCUCUUCGUGUGUGAGAUGCCCAAGCCUGCCUUUAUGAAGCAGACUUUGGAGGAACUAACCAUCGGGACCUACCACAACAUUGCCUUCAUCCACCCCAACACACCCAUCAUCAAGGCCCUCAAAAUCUUUGUGGACCGGAGGGUGUCCGCACUGCCAGUGGUGGACGAGUCAGGAAAAGUAGUGGAUAUCUAUUCCAAGUUUGAUGUCAUUAACCUUGCUGCUGAGAAGACCUACAACAACCUGGACAUCACGGUGACCCAGGCUCUGAGGCAUCGCUCACAGUACUUUGAAGGCGUCAUGAAGUGCAACCGGCUCGAGACACUGGAGACCAUCGUGGACAGGAUAGUCAAAGCAGAGGUCCACAGGCUGGUUGUGGUGGAUGAGAAUGCCCGGAUCGUGGGCAUCGUGUCCCUGUCGGACAUCCUGCAGGCCCUGGUGCUCGCCCCUGCAGGUAUCUGCAGGAAGAACAGCCAACCACAACCAGAAGUAGAAGCAGAGGCACCACCAGCAACAUUAGUAGAGGCAGAACCAGAGUUAGAGGUAGCAGCAGAUACAGAACUACAGGAAGAGGCCGAAGCAGAGGCACCACUAGAGAUGUUAGUAGAGGCAGAACCAGAGGUAGAGGUAGCAGCAGAUGCAGAACUACAGGAAGAGGCCGAAGCAGAGGCACCACCAGAGAUGUUAGUAGAGGCAGAACCAGAGACUGCGGAACCACCAGAAACAUUGGUAGAGACAGAGGUAGUGAUGGCUGAACCAGCAGCUGAGGUAGAAGCUCUAGUGGAAGCUGAGGUGGUGGUGGAAGAUGAAGCAGAGGUGGAAGGUAAGACUGAGACUGAGGUGGUGCUGGAAGUAGAAAUCAAGACUGAGGUAGUGGAGGUUAAGGGUGAAACGGAGGCAGAGAUGGCGGCUGAGGUGGAGGUUAAGGCUGAAACCAAGGCAGAGGACGUAGAGGUUAAGUCUGAAGCUGGGGUGGUGGUGGUAGAGUUGGUGGGGGUUAAGGCUGAAACCGAGGCUGAGGUGGAGGUUAUGGCUGAAACCGAGGCUGCGGUGGGGAUGGCAGAGGAUGAAGCAGAGGUGGUGGUGGAGAUUAAGGCUGAAACCGAGACAGGGGCUGAGGUGGGGAAUGCUGAGGCCGUGGCAGAGUCUGAGGCAGUAGUGAAGGUAGAGACUGCAGCUGGACCCAAGGAUGCUGAGGAAGGCGAGGCAGAGUGACAUCCAUGGUCGUCGCUACAAGCCGUACGUGACUGACCUGCCAUGACGCUGCUGUGAGAGGAAGUUGACUCAGGAAGAGGAGCGAGCUGAGAAAGAGGCUGGAUCUAAUUCUUGGGAUGGGUGGUUUAGUAGAAGUGUGACACUCCGGCUUACCAGGGUCCUAAUGGGUAAUUUUCUGUGAUUGGGGAGAUGGUCACAUGGGUGACUUUCUCGGGCUGACCAACCAGGGAUCACUUUACUAUAACUGGGUUGUGCCUCCCUUUUCUCCAGAUUGUGCACUAUAACACCCCCGUCCAUUUACCUCUGGAUCUUCCAGCAUCACCUGUCUGUGGGCCCAAUUCAGAAACAACCCGUAGUCCCUAUCCUCUAGGCACUUGAAAGGAGUGGAUGGGUGUGAGCAAUGUGGCUAAUAUUCCACCUAGCCUAUCAGAGAGAAAGACGGAGCUACCACCAUGUUGUCCUGUCUACACCAAGUGUCUACCUAGAGCAGUGGUUCUCAACCUUUUCUGAACCGGGGCGUACCUUGAGGUGAGACAAAUUCUGUGGCACACCUAAAAUGUCCCUAUUAAUCGAUUUUAGUGGAAAUUACCCCCAUUUCACCCAAACUGCUAUUUUCUGUGACAAAUGCUUUUCUUAUAGAUAAAUAGGGUUCAUUUGUGUGUAUCCAAGAGUGCCUCGUGACUCUGCUAGAAAUUUACAAAAAUGUAGCUCUUGGGAAAUAGGUCAUUAGUUUUGAGGCGUUUUGGUUAGAGAUUUGUUUUUUCUGCAUUGUAAAGAUGUAACCACCGAUAAAGCCAUGCUCCCCAUAUGUUUCUAUGGCAGAGGCUGUGGAACAGCUAAGCUUAAUCAGACUUGCCUGUGCUAGUGGUUCUCAGUCAUAGGCAAAGGUUUUUUUUAAAUGAUUCAAAUGACUUUGCUUGUGAUGCGCAACCCUCAGAUGAUACAAAUGUUACAGCCUGAGUGCACCGGACUUGAAAUGUUUGAGUGUUUAAAUUAUAAAAAUUAAAUAUAAAAAAAUAAGAUUAGGGAAAAGUUUCAAGUUCCUCAAGGCACACUGGUUGAAAACCACUGGCAUAGAAGUUAGGGGCUAAGGAUUGUUUCUGGACAGGAUCAUAGUCUCAACCAUGAGCACACAAAUGGUUUCAAUAUCAGUCUUUUAAGCUUAUUUUUUGUUCCGGUGUACUUCAACAUCUUUAUCAUGAUUCUGUCUGCUCUCCUCCUUCAGGGAGUGUUGUUUUUAUCUUUAUUUGCACAAGGUUUUGUGAACGUAACAGAGGCUCUCUGAAAACUAUACCAAUUCCCCCCCCCCCCCCCGCUAGUUAUGAUGUCCCUUUGACAACGGGCUGUGCUCGCUGUCCUGUCUUUAACGUCAUUGGUGCCUUUCGCCCCCACAAGUAGUCACACGUCAUUGGCUGAGAGAGAGCUGGAGAAUGUUCAAAAACGUGUUAAAACUGAAUGUGAGCGUUUCCAAAACCAAAAACAUGAUAUAUCACACCUUGUGUUUAUUUUGUUGAUGUUGAGAUAAUUUUCUAGAAUCAAAGUUUGUCUGUUAUAUUCCUGAAAUGUUAAUUUUGAAAUGAUGCUGUAAAGAUAGAUUCAAAGUUGUAUUUAUUAAAUCGUAUUUUCUCUGUGCUUAACUAUUUUAGAGGGGGGAAGAGAACGAAAGUGAGGUGACGGUAUGCUGACUUUGACUUUGUUGUUCAAUGCUUUUCAAGGAGCAGCAGCUGCCUAUAUCCAACAUUUCUCUUUCCUUCUCCAGUUACUUGGAGGCAUGCAAGAUAUCUUGUACUCUGUAUUGAUCAUUAUUUUUUUCUGUGUAUACAAUGCUGUAAAAUAAUGUUCUUCGUCAUUUAGAUUUUAUUUUUCCCUUGAGGAUUAGGUUGUGGUGUAUUGUUGAUGGUCUCGAUAAGGGGAUUAUCCACUGAAAAUGGAUAGAACUGGUUGAGUACGACAGUAUAAUGGUAAUACAUAUUGUACUUUUCAGUUUUAUUUUUUACUUUGCUGUUUGAAAAAGUAAUAAAACGUACUGUUGAA
Messenger RNA from Oncorhynchus gorbuscha (pink salmon), 4941 nucleotides. Its product is annotated as 5'-AMP-activated protein kinase subunit gamma-2-like. The record is from RefSeq and is a predicted model, not a curated record. The coding region runs from base 529 to 2907 and encodes 792 amino acids. The transcript is spliced from 16 exons. NCBI's taxonomy places the organism in Eukaryota, Metazoa, Chordata, Actinopteri, Salmoniformes, Salmonidae.